AUGGCAAAUUCCGGGAAAGGCACAUUUCAGCCCGAUUCCGAUGUUCACAUAUCAUUUGAAGAUCAACAAAAAAUAAAUAAAUUUGCACGCCUUAACGCUAAAGUUGAUGAUAUAAAGGAUGAAUUGAAAGUGAAACAAAACGACAUGAAAAAUUUAGAGGAAGCAGUGGAAGAAUUGAGUCUUGCUGACGAUACAGAAAAAAUUCCUUACCUAAUCGGUGAAGUGUUUGUAUGCCAAAGUUUGGAAGACACUUUAAAAUCAUUAGAAGAAACAAAAAGCAAAAAAGAGAAUGAAAUAAGUGAAUUAGAGGCCAAAUCUGAAGCAAUAAAAGCACAGAUGAGUGAAUUAAAAGCACACUUGUAUGGGAAGUUUGGAAGUCACAUCAACUUGGAAAAUGAAGAAGAUUGA
Parnassius mnemosyne (clouded apollo) is the source of this 408-nucleotide messenger RNA. NCBI's taxonomy places the organism in Eukaryota, Metazoa, Arthropoda, Insecta, Lepidoptera, Papilionidae. The record is from the annotation of a GenBank genome assembly.